Equus caballus (horse) is the source of this 2162-nucleotide messenger RNA. RefSeq names its product gulonolactone (L-) oxidase (gene GULO). Gene Ontology annotation, cellular component: membrane. Lineage: Eukaryota; Metazoa; Chordata; Mammalia; Perissodactyla; Equidae. The record is from RefSeq and is a predicted model, not a curated record. Gene Ontology annotation, molecular function: FAD binding; D-arabinono-1,4-lactone oxidase activity.
UGCAGGGACUCAAAGACCCUGGGUGUGCAGCCGCUUCAGAGUCAGCCCUGAGUGCCGAGGUUGCUGUGCUGCCUGCUCGGGCCCCCUGGCUGCGCCUCUGCACCCCACUGCCCAGUGCUCUGUUCCUGGAGGAAGCAAGAGUCGACCAAGUCCACUGACCCACCACUGGAAGCAUGGUCCAUGGGUACAAAGGGGUCAAGUUCCAAAACUGGGCCAAGACCUAUGGCUGUUGCCCAGAGAUGUACUAUCAGCCCACAUCCGUGGAGGAGAUCAAAGAGGUGCUGGCCCUGGCCAGGCAGCAGAACAAGCGGGUGAAGGUGGUGGGCGGCGGCCACUCGCCCUCGGACAUCGCCUGCACCGAUGGCUUCAUGAUCCACAUGGGGAAGAUGAACCGGGUCCUCCAGGUGGACACAGAGAAGAAGCAGGUGACGGUGGAGGCCGGCAUCCUCCUGGCCGACCUGCACCCACAGCUGGACAAGCACGGCCUGGCCCUAUCCAACCUGGGAGCCGUGUCAGAAGUGACUGCAGCUGGCGUCAUUGGGUCUGGAACGCACAACACGGGGAUCAAGCACGGCAUCCUGGCCACCCAGGUGGUGGCGCUGACCCUGCUGACGGCCGACGGGACCAUUCUUGAGUGCUCCGAGUCAAGCAACGCAGAGGUGUUCCAGGCGGCGCGGGUGCACCUGGGCUGCCUUGGAGUCAUCCUCACCAUCACCCUGCAGUGUGUGCCCCAGUUCCACUUGCAGGAGACCUCCUUCCCCUCAACCCUGAAAGAGGUUCUUGACAACCUGGACAGCCAUCUGAAGAAAUCCGAAUACUUUCGCUUCCUCUGGUUCCCGCAUAGUGAGAAUGUCAGCAUCAUCUACCAGGACCACACCAACAAGCCCCCCUCCUCUUCAGCCAGCUGGUUUUGGGACUAUGCCAUCGGAUUCUAUUUACUGGAGUUCCUGCUCUGGAUCAGCACCUUCCUGCCGGGCCUCGUGGGCUGCAUCAACCGCUUCUUCUUCUGGCUCCUGUUCACCGGGAGGAAGGAGAACAGCAACCUGAGCCACAGGAUCUUCAGCUACGAGUGCCGCUUCAAGCAGCACGUCCAGGACUGGGCCAUCCCCAGAGAGAAGACCAAGGAGGCCCUGCUGGAGCUGAAGGCCAUGCUGGAGGCCAACCCCAAGGUGGUGGCCCACUAUCCGGUGGAGGUGCGCUUCGCCCGGGGGGACGACAUCCUGCUGAGCCCCUGCUUCCAGAGGGACAGCUGCUACAUGAACAUCAUCAUGUACAGGCCCUACGGCAAGGACGUGCCGCGGCUGGACUACUGGCUGGCCUACGAGACCAUCAUGAAGAAGGUCGGGGGCAGGCCCCACUGGGCCAAGGCCCACAACUGUACCCGGAAGGACUUUGAGAAAAUGUAUCCUGCCUUUGCGAAGUUCUGUGCCAUCCGAGAAAAGCUGGACCCCACUGGGAUGUUCCUGAAUGCGUAUCUGGAGAAGGUGUUCUACUGAAGCAGAAACAGAAAAUAAGUCCAACCCGCCCCAUCCCGUCCCCCAGGCCCGUCUCCAGUGAGCUUGCAGGCUCAGUGUCCCACCGGCCUGACGGGGAGAGACCUCUCCCCGACCCCGGGCCCUCUGCUGCCACACUGCAGCUGCUCCGACCCACGGGGAUGAGCCUGGAUCUGGGCAAGCUCCUUCCCCCCUCCUUUGUCCUCACAGCAAACCAUGCAAGGAAGAGUGCCCACAUCCCUGUGUACCUCUCCAUGUGGCACCCCCUUUUCCUGAGCCUACGAUCACCACAUCCUGUUUUCCCAGGAGAUAGAGAAGCCCCAAAAUGUUGUGUGUGUCUAGGAGGUUGGGAAUUCAGUCGUUCGUAGGUUCCACCUGCCAGCUGGAUGUCUGUGGCUCCAGAGGUCCCCUCUCCAGUCCUCUUAGGCAGGGGCCCCCUUGGCAUGUGUUUGGGCACAGAAGUCGUGUGUACUGUGCUCUCCUUUCUUUCACUCUUGUGGGUCUUUCAAAUGCUCAGGUGAGUGGCCCCUGCCCUGGGACUGCCAUCUUCCAGGUGGUUCCCCCUGUCUGUCUGACCUCCCAUAGCCUGACCCUAGGCGUGUCUAUUUCAGGGGGUGUUUGAGGAGUGGGACUCUCCCUGUCUUCUCUUUAAUAAACGGCAAGAACUGA